CGAGCUACAUAUCAUAGCCCCAAGCCCCCAAGCUCCCAAGCUACACAGCCACCUUGUAGCACAGCCACGAGCCACGCUUGCAAAUCUUACAUGGGGGCCUGGACCCGGGGACGACGCAGCAAAAGUCGCCACUGUGUCUUGGAGUUUUACCGGUACAGCUACGAGUGCACUUACUUGCUCUGCGCGUACGGCCCAUAGCGAUACUGUGAUCGAUACGGUGGUUCCAUUUUCGGUGGUGGUUCCACUGUAGAAUGGAGAACACUUCCCUGUAAGUUUACCUCAAUGUGAUAUUGAAUCCCACAACAUUCGUAACCACUGAGGUCAUGGUGCAGUUAAAAUGUUCAAAUGUGUAUCGGUACUGUACUGUAGCUGAGUAGUUUUACUUGAUGAUAGCGCGGAUGCCUUUCGAAAGAGGGCUGAGGAGCACGAUGACUUAGACACCUUUAGUGUUGUGGCUGAGAGAAGAGAUUUACACGGACCAAAAUGCACGAUAACGCAACAAAACAUCAAAACAUCCUUGUGGCUGAGCUAUCAAUGCAUCCACAGCCUCGCGAAGCCAUCGAUCACCCAAGAUCUUCCUUGCCAUCAUCUUCUUCAUAAAAUUCAAAUCCUAAAAAUUCGAAAACACCAACCUCGAAAAAUACGCGCUCAACUACAAAACUCUAUCUAGCAAACAUGAAGAUCUCUGGUUUCCUCCUUUCCGUCGCAAUGGCCGCUCCUGCCGUGCUGUCAUUUUCAACCAACACUCUUGCUGCUCGGAAAUUGUCGCCUUCUCCUUUGUCUGCAUCCUUUGCUGGAGGAUGACUUUGGUGUGAACCCAUUCAAGAAGUUGCUUAUGGAGAAGGAAGAAACGACAAACCGUUGGGAUCGCCUGGAAUCCCUCGCUGCUGCUAUCCAAGAGGCGAAUCCAAACAAGGGUGGUAUGAUCAGCUUGCAAGCUUUGAAGGCAGAAGACCCAGAAAUUGUGGAGGAGUUGCAGGCGACCGGUGUCCAAUUCACCACACCCAAAACCAUGCAGGAAGUGAUUGUCGGUUACCUCACACACGGAGCCGGUUGGUUUAUCACUUCUGUGUUUGCAUUCACUUGCCUUUUCCGACUCUUUCUUUGCGGCACUCCUCUCGGCUUUGCCGAUUUGAUCGCGAUUCCAACUGCCCGCUUGAUGUGGGAAGUGCAAGAGUGGGCCGUCCACUCCCGUUGGUUUCAUGGGGAAGGAGACGGCCGUGCCAUGGACUUUUUCAAGAGCCACGAUCGUCACCAUGACCUUCCCUACUACCAUCUUUCUGUCGAGUCCCUGCGAAUUAGCGCGGUUUGGUUUCACGUUGUUCUGGGCAUUUCAUUCGGUGCUGUGGCUCUUGGCGCCCCUGCUGCCAUUGUGACAACCUGCUUUGCAACGUAUCAAGCCAGUGCCUUGGUCUAUUCCUUUCUGCAUGCUGUUUGCCACUCGCACGUUCCUGUGACGGGAUACCUAAAGGAAUGCAAGGAGAACCACAUCAAGCAUCACGUUUCUCCUACUCACCACCUCAACAUGGGACCCAACCGUAUUGAUCAGCUCAUGGGCACCGACUCCUAUGAAGCACGCAACCGCAUGCAAGGGGUCAUCGAGUAAUUGCGAGGGAGUCAUUAUUGCGACGGAGUAAAUAUCUAUGUGUAUCUCAAACCACCAAAUCAAACCAAAGAAGUAUCAUUACAAAUUUCAUAUGAUCUAAUAAAUAUAAAGCACACACACAAUCAUUUCU
Molecule: messenger RNA, 1736 nt
Organism: Seminavis robusta
Lineage: Eukaryota; Bacillariophyta; Bacillariophyceae; Naviculales; Naviculaceae
Source: the annotation of a GenBank genome assembly